AGCGGCGGCCGGGGCGGCGGGCAGGCAGCGCGCCGGGCAGCCCUGGGCCGGAGGCUAUGGCGGCUGCGCUGGGGGUGCGCGGGGCGACGCGGGGCUGGUUCGCGGCGCUGCGGGGUCGACGCCAGAGCCUCGCAGCUAUGUCGGCAGGUGCCCAUGGGUUGACAGCCGAGGAGAGGAACCAGGUUAUACCUGACCUUCAAGCAGCAGGAUGGUCGGAGUUAAGGGAGAGAGAUGCCAUCUACAAAGAGUUCUCUUUCAAAAAUUUCAAUCAGGCAUUUGGCUUUAUGUCCCGAGUUGCUCUCCAAGCAGAGAAGAUGAAUCAUCACCCGGAGUGGUUCAAUGUGUAUAACAAGGUGCAGAUAACUCUCACGUCGCAUGACUGUGGUGGACUGACCAAAAGAGAUGUGAGGCUGGCCAAGUUUAUUGACAAAGCCGCUGCUUCCGUGUGACCUCUUCCAAAACGCAUGUAAAAUCUGACACACAGCUUCGCUCCAGUGGGUUUUGAAGGCAGUUUACGUGAACAAAUGAAGUUUUAAAUUUGGUUCACCUUUUGAGUUGUCGCAUUUUGUAAAAUCAGUGCUUAAAUAAACAUGAUUUCAACUCGA
Sus scrofa (pig) is the source of this 605-nucleotide messenger RNA. RefSeq names its product pterin-4 alpha-carbinolamine dehydratase 2 (gene PCBD2). Gene Ontology annotation, molecular function: 4-alpha-hydroxytetrahydrobiopterin dehydratase activity. Lineage: Eukaryota; Metazoa; Chordata; Mammalia; Artiodactyla; Suidae. Gene Ontology annotation, biological process: tetrahydrobiopterin biosynthetic process. The record is from RefSeq and is a predicted model, not a curated record.